CUACCUAGUGAAGACAAGUAAUAUUCACACAGAAAAAAUAAUAGUGUUUUCUUACAUCAGUAGUAACACAAAACGAAAAUAUGGAUGAUCUUGCUAAAACUAACCCGCCAACAGAAGGAACCAACAUUCGAAACGAUGGGCCUCCUCUAAAUUUAUUAGAUAAAGCAAUAUUAAAAGAUAAAUAUCGCGUGAUACCGAAUUUAAAAACUGCUCAAAGUGAAAUCACCAGAGAAAUGCGAGGAAUUAUCGAUGAAAAAGUAGAAAAAUAUCAAAUGGUUUACUUUUAUAAAUUACUCAAUUUAGGGUUAAGACGUAGACUCUGUCUAUUGCUCGAAGAACAUGGUAUAGAUGUUUUACCCGAAACAGAAUUGAAUCAUAACUCAUUCUCACACAUUAAGUUGUCCACAGUGUACAGAGAUAAAUAUAGUACGACCACAGAUGUAGAACUUGUGGAAUCAAUUGUCGACAUUGUCAAAGAUGCUAUGAUCUGUAAAAAAGAUGUAAGUAAAUAUAUAAAGGAUUUACCAGAAGAAACCAGUCAAUCAAAUAAGCAACAUAACAAUGUAACAAUAAUAGAGUCUAAAAUAUAUGAAGAUAAUGAAAAAAAUAGUAGUGGUUCUCAUAAUAACAAAAAUAAUCAAAACAAAUUACAAACUCUUUUUGAAGAAUUCAAAAAACGAUGCAAAUUGAACAACAAACCCAAGGUCGUAUCUCAGAGUGGAAAACAGCAAAGCACGAAAUGUCAACAAAAUCUGGUUACAAAGGUGCAAAAUAAAAAAUCAAAAAAACAAGCUCGAAAAAGAGCUGGUGCUCUCAAUCAGAAAGAGCCACAUGACCGAGAAAAAAGUAAUACAGUGCAAGAAAACAAAAAAAAUAGAAGUGAUCAACAAGAUUUCGAAAAGCAACAAAAUACUAAUUCUCAACCAAACAUUACAAAUUCAACAAAUCAAUUGAAUUCAGAAUUCCAGUCCAACAUUUUUCCCUCAAAUGGUCAACAAGAAGUGAAGUGGGAAUUAAAUUCUAAUGAGAAUGAAAUACGAUCGAUUUGUCAAACAAAAGCAUCACAUCCGUUUGUAAAUCUACAAGAAUCUUGUGUCCAACAGAACAUCAUUCCUCAGUUUGAUAAUCAGACAAGUUCAGUAUGGAAACCGAAUACCCACUUUGAAAAUAUACCAAGUUCUCAACCUGAAGUCAUUUCCAGUUUGAGAUCCCAACAAAAUUCAAGUUGUCAAAUUAAUUCCAUUCCUCUAAUAGCCAACCAACAUUUGGCAAACGACCAACAAAGUCUUAUCUCACAAUUUUUAAAUCAACAAAACUCAUAUGCUUACCACGGAGUAGUUCAUGGACCAACAGUAAUGCCCCAGUUUGUUCAUCAACCAGUCGUGAAUUACGCACAAAACAUUGUACCCCAGCUCGUUAUCCCAGUUCAACAAAGCUUAGUUUGCGCGCCAAUUGCAGUACCCCAGGUGCCACAGGUCAACCAACACACAGUACCAGAGGUUAUUGGCCCCCAAAAGUCAAUUUACCAACCAAAACCAAUACCUACCGUCAUAAAUCAACAAAUUUCAGAUUGUCAACAAAAAAUAACUUCCCCAUAUGCCAAUGAAACAAAUCCAAUUUGCCAUCCAAAAGUUAUAACCGAAAUAAAGCCCAUCAUUCCUGCAAACGCAGACCUGUUGAUAUCUGACAAACCAAACCUCAUACCCCAGCAUCUAAAUCAACACAGUCCAUUUGAUAGAUCAAACACGACUGCUAAAGAAAAAAAGCAAGAAACAAUAUCUCAAGACACAUCUGGAAGAAAAGUACUGAAUAGCCAACAAAAAAUAACUUCCUCAUAUGUCAAUGAAACAAAUCCAAUAUGCCGUCCAAAAGGAAUGACCAAGAUAAAGCCCAUCAACAUGCCAGCAAAUCCAGACUUGUUGAUAUCUGACAAACCAAACCUCAUACCCCAGUCUCUAAAUGAACACAGUCCAUUGGAUAGAUCAAACACACCUACUAAAGAUAAAAAGCAAGAACCAAAAUCUCAAGAUACAUCUGGAAGAAAAGUAUUGAGCAAGAGGAAAGGCGAUGAGGAAUUGAUGAUUGUUAAUAAAAAAUGUAAACUUUCAACUGAAUUAGAAAACCUUAUAAGAAAUAGACAAGAACCAUCGAAGCACCCUCUUAGCGUUGACAGUGGAGGAAAAUCAGUAAAUUAUUGUAGCCAACAAAAAAUAACUUCCCCAUGUGUCAGUGAAACAAAUCCAAUUCGUCAGCCCAAAGUCAUGACCGAGAUAAAGCCCAACAUGCCAGCAAAUCCAGACCUGUUGAUAUCUGACAAACCAAACCUCAUACCCCAGUCUCUAAAUCAACACAGUCCAUUGGAUAGAUCAAACACAACUACUAAAGAUAAAAAGCAAGAACCAAAAUCCCAAGACACAUCUGGAAGAAAAGUAUUGAGCAAGAGGAAAGGCGAUGAGGAAUUGCUGAUUGUUAAUGAAAAAUAUAAACUUUCAACUGAAUUAGAAAACCUUAUAAGAAAUAGACAAGAACCAUCGAAGCACCCUCUUAGCGUUGACAGUGGAGGAAAAUCAGUAAACUAUUGUAGCCAACAAAAAAUAACUUCCCCAUGUGUCAGUGAAACAAAUCCAAUUGGCCAGCCCAAAGUCAUGACCGAGAUAAAGCCCAGUAUGCCAGCAAAUCCAGACCUGUUGAUAUCUGACAAACCAAACCUCAUACCCCAGCAUCUAAAUCAACACAGUCCAUUGGAUAGAUCAAACACACCUACUAAAGAUAAAAAGCAAGAACCAAAAUCUCAAGACACAUCUGGAGGAAAAGUACUGAGCAAGAAAAAAGACGAUGAUGAAUUGAUAAUUGUUAAUAAAAAAUGUAAACUUUCAACUGAAUUAGAAAACCUUAUAAGAAAUAGACAAGAAUCAUCGAAGCACCAUCUUAGCGUUGACAAUGGAGGAAAACCAGUAAAUUAUUGUACAAGAGAUGAAGAGAAUUACAAGAAACAAUGCACAGAUGUCGACGUAGUUAAUAAUCCAAUAGAUAAUGAAUUCAGUUUACGUAAGCAAAACGAGGGUAGCCAAAUUUGUUCUACUCAGACCGAACCCGUGCUGGAAUCCAGUCAAGAAAAUUCUGGUCACCCCGGAAAGGAGUCACAAGGCCAUGUAGAAUAUGAUGACCAAACAACUACAUGGGACUCUACGCAUGCACUGGAGACAGACGAUUGGGCUUGGAAAGAAGGUUACACAGAUUGGAGUUGAAUGUAUAUAAGGUCAAAAGUUAUUAGUUUGAUAGGUACAAGUUUUGCAUGAACAAGAAAACAAAAAGCAGUGUCAAUCAUGAAUUUUUUUUAUUUUUUAAAUCAACUUAAAACACUGUUGUGAAAGUAAAGGCGUACUCAAUGCAUUGGACAUUGUUGGUUGUAAUCUCUCAACUGGAGAGCAAAUGAGCCAAGACAAGAUUGUUACUGUGAUGACGGAGAUUAUAUGUUGUAAAUAAUUCUAAGGAAUAUUUUAUGGCUGUAAGAAAGUAUUUUAAACUUGUCAAUAAAUAAGUUAAAAUUAUGUGCUGUAUAUAUUGUGUUUAAAACACAUGUUGUAAAUAUUCUUAAUCCCUUUGCGAAAUGAAAUUUAUGAAGAAUGUACCUGAAUAGUUCGCUCGAGUGACUCCCUCUGAUAUGAUAUUCAAUGUCAAAAACACUGAAAUGGUAUAAAAUUCAGGUCAGUGGUCAGUGUACAUAAUACUACAUAACAACGAUUUGUAAAACCUAUUAGUAUGAUGUAAUAACUUUAUACCAUAUAAUUGGUAGUUAAAACUGCAACUAAUUACUUACGGAGAGGGGUAAUGUGCACAUAUGUAAAUUUAAACAAUUAUUUUUAUUAAAAAGUUAAAUACUUUUAAUGCAG
Molecule: messenger RNA, 3893 nt
Organism: Bombyx mandarina (wild silkworm)
Lineage: Eukaryota; Metazoa; Arthropoda; Insecta; Lepidoptera; Bombycidae
Source: RefSeq, a predicted model, not a curated record